AUCCGCCAUAAUAGUAAAGAAGAAGAAGAAUAGGUCUGAUAUUGCUGGUAGCUGGAUGCUAACCAGCGUGUUUAUUUUCCAGCUCCAGCCAACCUUCCUGUUUCAGUGUUUUUGUUCUGAGGAAUAUUAUCCCUGCUGCUGAAUGAUGAGCACAUUAUGGAUGGGCAACCUGGAUGCCUACAUGGAUGAGAAGUUCAUCACCAGAGCCUUCUCUACGAUGGGGGAGCAGGUGGUGAACGUGCGGAUAAUUCGGAACAAGAUGACUGGGGGGGCCAUGGGUUACUGCUUCGUAGAGAUGACGGACGAGGCCACCGCUGAACGCUGUUUGCGCAAAGUCAAUGGAAAAGCUCUGCCAGGAGCCAGUCCGCCAACCAGAUUUAAGUUGAACAGAGCCACGUUUGGAAAGCAGGAACCCGGGCAGAUGUUUUCUCUGUUCGUGGGAGACCUGACUCCAGAGGUGGAUGAUGGGAUGCUUUACGAGUUCUUCUACAACCGUUAUCCUUCCUGCCGCGGUGGGAAAGUGGUCCUGGACAGCAUGGGGAACUCCAAGGGCUGCGGUUUUGUUCAGUUCCCAGACGAGCGGCUCCAGAAGCGGGCCCUGGAUGAGUGCCAAGGCGCUGUGGGACUCGGGGGCAAACCUCUCCGGUUGAGCCUGGCUGCCAAUAAUUUAAGGAACAAGCCGCAGCAGCAGCAGUCAGACAGCAAACAGUCGUGGCAGUCCAGCACUGGAUACAAAUACGGCUACGACCAGUAUGACCAGUACCAGAACCAGGCCUAUCCAGGGUAUUACUCCUCAUGGGGCUACGAUCAGACCGCAGCCAUGUAUGGCUACAGCUAUCCUCAGUACGAUUACACGCAGUACGCACAGUUACAGGAAAGCGAAGCAGUUCCAGAAGAAGAAGAAGUUGAAGAUCCUGGUGUGGUGGUGGACGUAGUGGAGGCCAACAGCAGCUUCAUGGACCUCAGUGAGGAACUUUACGAUGCGCUCCUGGAAUCUCGCUGGGAGCCUGAUGACUUCUCUGCCUAUCAGGAGUAUCUUAUUUCCUCCCUGCCUGAGGCCAUCUCCAGCUAAAAGGACAAUGAUUUUAACUCCUUUUUCUUUAUUUUUUUAUUUUUAUUUUUCAAUGCGCUGUGCAAAUAAAUAAAUAGAUUUU
This is a messenger RNA of Cyprinodon variegatus (sheepshead minnow), 1154 nucleotides long. It is a transcript of the gene trnau1ap, whose product is annotated as tRNA selenocysteine 1 associated protein 1. Gene Ontology annotation, biological process: selenocysteine incorporation. Gene Ontology annotation, molecular function: tRNA binding. The transcript is spliced from 9 exons. Gene Ontology annotation, cellular component: nucleus. The record is from RefSeq and is a predicted model, not a curated record. NCBI's taxonomy places the organism in Eukaryota, Metazoa, Chordata, Actinopteri, Cyprinodontiformes, Cyprinodontidae. Bases 143 to 1072 code for a protein of 309 amino acids.